This is a messenger RNA of Panonychus citri (citrus red mite), 1482 nucleotides long. RefSeq names its product nuclear cap-binding protein subunit 3-like. Gene Ontology annotation, cellular component: nucleus; cytosol. The record is from RefSeq and is a predicted model, not a curated record. Gene Ontology annotation, molecular function: RNA 7-methylguanosine cap binding; mRNA binding. The coding region runs from base 133 to 1182 and encodes 349 amino acids. NCBI's taxonomy places the organism in Eukaryota, Metazoa, Arthropoda, Arachnida, Trombidiformes, Tetranychidae. The transcript is spliced from 4 exons.
UUUGGUCUCCGGUGUUUAUUUUGUUUAUUUUCAUUUUUUUCUUACAUCUUGUUGACUGUUAAUUGUUUCCUAUUAAAUUGAAUGAAUUGUUUUCUCUUGUAGAUUAGUUGAAUUGUUUAAAUUUCUUUAAUCAUGGAUAACGAGACUAUGGAGAUUGAAGUUGACAUCGGUCAGAUUGAUGAUCUAAUUGAUGAUUAUCAAAGUGACUCUGAGCUUAACUUGGAACCUGAUCAACCCUUGAUUAGUGAUUCAACCGAAAAUGGAAUUAGAAUUGUACUUCAAGAAGGAACCCAAUCAAACGAAAUUGUUAAGCUAAAUGAUCAACAAAUUGUUACUCUAUACAACAGCCUUGGUAUACCAACAGAUGAAUCCAAUAAAAAAUACUCAACAUGGAGAUUGAAUGUUGUUCAUAUACGAGGAGUCCAAGAGAUGAAUACAAAUGAUGUUCUACAAUUUUUCAACGACUAUGAACCAGAUUUCAUCGAAUGGGUUAAUGAUUUAUCAUGUAAUGUAUUAUUUGCUGAUAAUCGAGCUGCGGCAACGGCACUUGAGGGUUUAACAGUCGCUUUAAUACUUCAUAAGAGUCAAGAUACUUUAGAAGGUGUUCCAGAGGAAGUUGAAGUAAUCGAUGCCAAUGAUAUCGAAUAUUCUGUUCCUCCUAAUCGCUGGAGAUUAGGAAAAUCGCAUGAUAAAGCUAAACAUCUUCUUCUAAGAUUCGCAUCGACAACUGAUAAAAAGAUGCCUGGAGCUCGAAAACAUAGUGUUUUCUAUGAGAAAUACGGAGUACCCGAUCCAAAGGAGCGAAGUGAAAAAGUAAAAGAAGCUCCAAGAAUAAGUGUUAGCAAUUCUAAGCUACGACGAAAUAUUUCUCGAACCAUUAGAAACAAUGAGUUAAUCGAAGUGAAAAAUGUCCCAGUUAAUAUGAAAAUGAGAGCCGAUGAAGAAGAGGAAAGAAGCCAUCAUCAUCUAGAUGAGAGACUUGGUUCUAAUGUACAUCGACGAGUUGGUGGAUUUAAGCAUAAAUCGAAAGGUUCAGUUUGGGAUCGUUUACAAACCUCAAAUUCUCGUGGAAAUAACAAUAACAAUAAUAGUAAUAAUAAUCAUCGAAACAAUCGAACUGUCAGAGUCUCUAAUCAAGGAUUAAGAGUUUUCUCUCGAUUGUCAAAACCUGGAAGAUUCUGAUCCAAGAUUCUCGAUUCGUCUGUCCAACCAACGAUUAAAUUAAAUCCAGUUCAUCAAUUUGGAAAGCUUAAUCAUCUUCAUCUUUAAUCGCCAUCAUCAUCAUCAAAAUAAGAAACUAUUUUUUAGGUUAAUAUCAUUUUUUUGUCUUCGAUUUUUUUUUCUCUUCCAUUUUGACGAUCGCCAAAUCUGUAAAUUGUCUUCAUCACUUUUGGAAUAAUUUAAUCAAUUAAUUUACCAUCAUCUCAUUAAUUUCUUAUCACUAGCAAUCAAAUAAAAUUCCAACCUUUAUUAAUAAGUUAA